AUGAAAGGACUGAUAUAUCUUCUGUUUCAAGGUGUUCUGCUGUAUGAGGCUUUGGCAUGGGAAGUGAAAAUGCCAUCAGAAAUUCAUGGCCUCAAAGGUUCCUGUCUGGUUAUACCGUGCUCUUACUCUUACACUUCAUACCCACCAACUAACCCACGUAGAGUUGUGUGGUAUCAGUGGGUGUCGAGUGGCUACCCUUUAGUUUAUGAUCCCUGGAAUCCAGACAGUGUCAUUGACAAGUUCAGAGGAAAAACUGAUAUAUAUAACCCUACAAACUCAGAUCGGGAUUGUAGUCUGCUGAUCAAAAGCGUGGAUCCGUCUCAGAAUGGAGAAAAAAUAUAUGCAUGGAUUGACCCAGAAAAUGUUGGAUGGCGCACCUAUAAGUUUUAUGAUGUCACCUCCACGAUUAUUGUUGACACAAAUCCACAGCAGCCCAUCAUUAAUAUUUCUGGAGGUUUAAAGACCGGUGACAGCAUUACAGUAGCGUGUUACACCUUACACACCUGUCCAUACAGCAAACCAAACAUCAUUCUGAAGGGUAUUGAAGGAUCUGAUAAAAUAGAUGAUGUCCAUAUGGAAAAUGGUCGAUGGAAAACCACUCUGACUCGCACCGGUGUUGUGAAGACUGAACGCUCAGAUAUUGAGUGUACUGUAACACAUCAUGGAGACAGAACAACAACAGCUACAAAAUCACAAAGUGCAAAAUGUGAGCAAAAAAUGUAUGCAUUCAAAAGCAUACAUCUAUACCUGCUUCUGUUUUAUCUGUCUGAUACAGUCAGUGUCCAUUAUAAUAUAACCAUUCAGCCUAAACUGGCAGCAGAUAUCAUAGAGGGUGUUGAAAAGACCUUCACUUGUACCGUCCACCAUUCCUGCCAGAAGAAUCCUCCGAUCCUCUCCUGGAACUAUGAGAAUAUGCCGGUCAAAGUUGGAAAGAAGCAACUUACAGGGUUUGAAUUGGCCACCUUUUCCACCAUAACCUUUUUGGGGGCAAAGAAAGAAGAUGGGAAGAAAUUAAUCUGCACUACAAAUAUUUCUGGACAGAAAAUCACAGCAUCUGUCGACUUACAUGUACAACCUGUUUCCCAGAAUGAACCUGAUGGGAUGCACUUUGACUUGAAGACAAUUGGGCUUUACAUUUUAGCCCCCUCAUUUGUCUUUCUUCUCAUUUGCAUAUUUGCUGGAGUCAUCAUAUACAAGAAGUGUAACAGGUCAAAUGAUCUGUAUGCAGCUGUGGCAGUCAAAACAUCCCCUAAAGCCCGUAUACCAUCACCAAAAAGCUCAAAUGAUCUGUAUGCAGCUGUGGCAGUCAAAACGUCCCCGAAAGCCCGCAUACCAUCACCAAAUAGGUAUUCUCAAAUGAUCUGUAUGCAGCUGUGGGAGUCAAAACGUCCCCUAAAGCCCAUAUACCAUCACCAAAGAGCUCAAAUGAUCUGUAUGCAGCUGUGGGAGUCAAAACUUCCUCUAAAGCCCGUAAACCAUCACCAAAGAGUCAGAGAAAAACCAGCACUAUUGAGGAUUAUGAAGACUAUUAAACCAACAUGGAAGAUCUCAACAUUUAUGGAAACGUCUAAUGAAAAUGCUCAACAUAACCUAAAAAUUUGCUUAAUAACCAGUGUUGGUCAAGUUACUUGGAAAUAG
Misgurnus anguillicaudatus (oriental weatherfish) is the source of this 1638-nucleotide messenger RNA. Lineage: Eukaryota; Metazoa; Chordata; Actinopteri; Cypriniformes; Cobitidae. The record is from RefSeq and is a predicted model, not a curated record.